Messenger RNA from Misgurnus anguillicaudatus (oriental weatherfish), 3120 nucleotides. RefSeq names its product olfactomedin-like 3a (gene olfml3a). Lineage: Eukaryota; Metazoa; Chordata; Actinopteri; Cypriniformes; Cobitidae. Gene Ontology annotation, biological process: signal transduction. The record is from RefSeq and is a predicted model, not a curated record.
UCGACAUUACCGCUUGAUGUCAGUAUGACGUUGGCUUUUGACAUCAACCUGCUGUUACAUCUGGACGUCAGUCUGACGUUCGUUUGUGAGGUCAACCCAACGUUACAUCUUGAAAAACAUUGGGUUUUGACAUCAGGCUGACGUUACAUCUGUAUGUCAGGCCAACGUUGGGUUUUGAUGUUAACCUUACAUUACAGCUUGUAGUCAGUAUGACGUUGGUUUUUGACGUCAAACCGAUAUUACAUCUGGACUUCAGGCCAAUGUUGUUUUUUGGCAUCAACCCAACGUUACAUCUGGACGUCAGGCCAACGUUGUUUUUUGACGUCAACAUGACAUUACAUUUGUACAUUAGGCCGACGUUACAUCUGUACGUCAGGCCGACGUUGGGUUUUGAUGUUAACCUGACAUUACAGCCUGACGUCGGUAUGAUGUUGGUUUUUGACGUCAACCCAAUAUUACAUCUGGACCCGAUACUACAUUUUAUGUCAACUUGACGUUACAUCUGGACAUCAGGCUGACGUUGGGUUCAGCUUUUGACGUCAACCCAAUGUUACAUCUGGAGGUCAGUCCAACGUUCGUUUUUUAAGGCAACCCGGCGGUACAGCAUUACAUUAGGCUUUGUGGAUCCUUGAUAAAUCUGGCAAGAAGUCUGGCUCUUCAGUCAUAUAGAAAACAAAUGUAAUGUAGAACAUAUAAACAAUAAAUAAUAAAUAUAAAUGUGUUUUAUUAUGCAGAAUUCAGUUUAGAUUUAAAAGUGUGCAUUUCACUUUAGAUUUCCUGCUGUAGAUGCACAUGUAGUGAUUUAUGCAUGAGGAGGAUGAUGUGAAUUUCAGACUGUUGGCUAUGAAUCCAGAUUUGUAAAAGGGAUGAAAGAACAACAUCCAGGAAAAAUCAGAAAAAAACAGGAAAGAGAGAGUCCAGGGACACAUGACUCCUCCCUCAGUGUUAGUGAAAACAUUCCAGCCAAAUGAGAAAGCCAGCGAAUUUGAAACCCUGGAAGUCCCUGUUACUGGUCCCUUCUCAUUGUGAGCACACACAUGAACUCUCCAGAUCCAGCUGCUUCACCUCAGCCUCUCAGAGUUCUGAAUGUACUUUGAUUUUGUGGAGUACCUAAAAGUGUUUCUUGUCCAAAGCUACCAUGAAAGCAAUCAUCUUCUUCAUUCUCUUCACCAUUUUGACUCCGUGUUCCAGAGGCCAGUACCACUACCAGGGCCUGAUGAACUACCUGGAAAACAGGAUGAUUGCUAUGGAGGAACGUAUUGCCCUGUGGCAUGAACAAAACAACCGCUACAAUGCAGACCUGAGUGAAUUUAGGCAGCAAUCCACAGAUCUGUUAGAGAAGCUGGCCAAGGAGUACAAUAAAGUGCGAUUGGACAUGGAGGGAGCAGGAGCACGGGUGGACCGAGUGGAACGAGAGAUGGACUACAUCGAAACCAAGAAUCCUCCAAAGCCUUGUGUUAAAGCAGCAGACAAAAUGGUAGAACAGGACGUGGUUGUCAAAGAGAGGAACAAGGACGAGUUUUUUGAGGUUUCUGUGUGCGUUAACCUUGUAUCCAGUAUUCGAGCGAUGAAGAUUCUUAAAAGGCUCGGGAGUCCCAAAGGUGUGUGGACCAAAGAUGCCAGGUCAGCAAAAGUCUAUGUCUUCAACAGCACGUCUGAUAACACCCUAUAUGAAUUCAACUCAGUGCGAGAGCUUUCAGCAUCAUCAGAAAUGUCUAAAAGCAGGCAAAUCACCCUGCCGUCUGCCUGGAACGGGACUGGGCAUGCAGUAUUCGAUGGCUUUCUCUACUAUAUCAGCGAGAGCUCAGAGCUUCGAGUUAUUAAAUAUGACCUUAAAAAUGGUACGGUUGCAGACAGCGCAGUUUUUCCCAUUGAAGAUAACAGCCCGGUGUACAACCUUAAUCCAGAGACUCUGGUGGACCUAAUAGCAGAUGAGGAUGGGCUGUGGGCCCUGUAUUCUUCUGGGGAUACCAUAAAUCUAGCUAAGAUGGACUCCAACUCUCUGGACAUAGAGCAGAUGUGGGACACGGCAUGCCCGAGAAGCAACGCCGAAGCGGCUUUUAUUGUCUGCGGCACAGUCUAUGUGGUUUAUAACACCAAGCCACCGAGUCGCUCACGUGUGCAGUGUGUAUUUGAUGUGAAUGAUAUGGUAAGCAGCGGCGAAGCCCCUCUGGUUUAUUUCCCCAGGCGUUACGGCACUCAUUCCAGCCUAAAAUACAAUCCUGAGGAGCGACAGCUUUAUGCCUGGGAUGAUGGCUACCAAAUAAUUUAUAAGUUAGCGCUGAAGAAGAAGCUGUGGGCAAUAAUGCCACCUCCCGAAGAAUAGAAAGUGUGCUUUUGGAGCCCAUAAAGGGCUUUAAAACUCUGGCUAUAAAAAAGUUGUUUUCUUCAACUUUAUUGGUACACAGAGGUUUUGCUACAGUUGCACAUUUUAUAACAAAAAAUGUAUAUAUGAGACAAUAUGCAGUUUUCUGAUUGUUGACUCAGUGAUUGUUGGGAAUGGGAAUUCAUAAAAGCGAAUCGAUCCUUGAAAUGACUGAACCAAUGUUUUAUUUUGGCAUUUUUGAAAUACAAGAACCUCUUUAAACAUUACAAUUUAUAUUGCAAGUACAAAUGAUCAAUACAAAAUUAGAAAGUUGUUCGAUUCACAAGGGAGAAGAAACAGGUUGUUAAAACACAGCACACAAGAUUUAGCGAUGAGGUAAAUAACCAGUUUAUAUUUCUAAACCUUAUUGUAUAUUAUUCACUUACAGAAACACACUCUAUAUUAUUUGAGUAUUACAACAUAUUAAUAUUGUAUAAACAGGUAAGACCAAAAAAGUUGUACGUUGUCACAACCAUUUCCUCAACAAGUUAACUGGUAUUUUCAAAGAUUCUGUUAAAAUAUUAAAUCUAUUUUACUAUAUAGAAAUAUUUAAAACUUAACAAUUAUCCUGUGAGAUGGAGGACAUUGUCUAAAACUAGCCCCGAGUGCCAUAUAUGUUUCAAGAUAUUUCAACACCUCAGCUGGAUAUGAGUGAAAAGUCAUUGUUCUGAAAUCUUGAGCUGUAUACCCAAGCAGCAGGACUGCUGCCUCAGUUAACAAUAAACUUCCUGCAUAGAAGAUUCACUUUAUCGGGA